AUGACCUGGCCAACUACUGCUAUCUUCUUCAUCGUCAUGACCAGCGCGAGUAAUCGCAAAGGCGCCGGCCGUCUUGAUGGCAUUUCAGUGGCCUUAACCCACCUACAGCUGCAGCUGGGCGGGCUCCAGCCCAUCUUUUGCAGGACUGUGAGUUGGUGCUGUCGCAUUGACCACAUGUACAAAUGGGCCUGCCGAACUAAAGAGUUGUUCAGCCUUGCCUGUGAAAGUGAGGUCAUCUUGGACAAGCUGAUGUUUCACCCACGCUGGGGUACCAUCAUAAGAAGCGAUAACCCUACAGAGGAGGGAUGGCAGAUUGCCCUCGUGCUGCUGCCUGAGGCGUGGCUGCCCUCAGUCAGUGACCAAAAUGGCGUGUGCCCGUUUGUGCUCAUGACAGUCGCGUGUUUUCUUGGAAAGGUCAGAGCAAACUUCAGAUUUGGUGGGAGGUUUGAGCAGAUUUUUAGUGUUAGCCGGUCAGGCAAAAUGAGUUGGCACUCAAGUCCGGCUUGGAAGGGGGGCACAAACAAUAGUUCGGAGGCUUCUUGCACCUAA
Molecule: messenger RNA, 549 nt
Organism: Protopolystoma xenopodis
Lineage: Eukaryota; Metazoa; Platyhelminthes; Monogenea; Polystomatidea; Polystomatidae
Source: the annotation of a GenBank genome assembly